GCCACGGGCGCCUCGCUGGUUCUGCCCGGCACGCAAGCAGAUGGCCUGCAGGUGAGCGGGAAGGCCAGAGGCGUUCAGGACGAGGAAGGCCUGGCCUCCCAGCCAGAGCACCGCUGCCGCCGCAGCCGGCACCCUUUACCAUCAGGCCAGAGGAGGUCGCGCUCUGUGCUCCAGCUGGUGGACUUGCCUCGUACGGUGCCGCACAGGGCGGAGGCGGGGGCGCGGGUAACGGAGGAGGCCGCCAGCCUCGCGCGUGUACGCCAGGAGCAUCGCCAUGCGGUGCCCAGCGCUGGCUCUCGGUCAAGCGGCGCGGUCGAGCCCAGCGAAAACCAGAGGGGCAUGAAGCCUGGGCCAUUCGCCAAGGACGGCAGCCUCGCGUCGACAAUCAACAGCGUGCCGCGCCCGGAGAAGCGCGCAGGUCUGGCGCACCUGGACCCGGCGAUGCUCGUCGGCCCCGCGGCGCAGCCCGCACGCGACGGCGGCCCCGCCGCCGGCGGGCAGGCGCUGCUCCGCGAGCCACAGUCGGAGCCCCACGGGGCAGCCGCGGCCGCCCGCGGCGCGCCCGCAGGCGGCUCGCCGCCCACCUCGGAGCGCCGGAGGCCUGCGGACCUGCCCCGGGAGCCCCUCACGACGCUGCAGCGCUUCCGCCUGCUCUGCGCGGGCGAGGCGGAGCCCGGCAGCGGCAGCCGCGGCAGCGGCAGCUGCAGGGAGCCCCGCCCUGCUGCUCGCGCGCCUGCCGGCGAGCGGGCCGCCCUGGCCGGCGCGGGCGGCGCGGUCGCGGGCCGCCGCAUACGGGAGGCGCUGCGCAGGCGCAGGCGCAGGCGCAGGCUCGACAGCUGGCCGGGAGCUCGUCGGCCGCAGAGUGCCCGCCCCCGGCGUGCGGGCGUGCGGGGUCCGUGCCGCGCAGGGGCUCGGGCGUCGCCGGCCGGGUGCGGGACGCUGUGCAGGGAAGGGAGCCACCGCAGGCACGAGCCAGCGGUGUUGGCACGGAGCGGCCACCAUCGCCGAAGCCCAAGGAGCCCAAUGAUGAGAUCCGCCGAGGGUCGCCCGCUGGUAACUCUAGAGGCCCGCUGGUGAUGGGCAGGUACACCAUGUUCAUGGAAGACGACGCUUUCAUGGGCGAGGGCACCUCGAGCAUAUGCCGACGGGGACUGGACACCUGGACGCAGAGGACGGUGGCGAUCAAGGCUUACAAGAUGAAGACGCCCUGUGAAAAGGUGGCGCUAGUCAAGUUCAGGAGGCAGAUCCACGUGCUGGAAGAGCUGAAACGGCCCUUCGAGACGCCGGACGAUCCCAGAUUACGCUUCAAGGAUCUGGCCUCGAUAGGACCUGAGCAAGUCUUCAUGCAGUUGCUCGACUACUCGAGGGACGCGCAGGGGCGGCCUGGGCCUGACCCCUCCGACGGCCAGCUGUAUGUCAUCACCGAGAUCGCGCAGUUCAGCCUGAAGGACCUCAUCAAGACACGGAAGGAGGAGAACCGGCCCAUGUCCAAGGAGACUGUGCGCUGCCUCGUGAGAUCCAUCAUGCUGGUGGCAGCCGGCCUGCACGCCAAAGGCCUGGUGCACUUGGACAUUAAACCUGAGAAUCUGAUGAUAUUCGACGGCGUUCUCAAGCUGAUCGACGUGGACGGCUGCAUCAAAAUCGGCACCUCCAUCUCGCUCGAUGACGAGUCCCUGUCCUUCUCCCCGGUGUACUGCUCCCCCGAAUGGGCGAGUUUCUUGACAGGGGAGGAAGGUGAGGAGACGGUCCUGACCGCGUCCCCCGCUCUAGACGCAUGGAGCAUCGGCAUGACGUUGAUGGAGCUCGUCGCACUUGAACCAGUGCUGAGGCCGAAAUACGUAAGCUUCUUCAGGCAUGGGCGCGAGCGGGAGGAGGCGAACUUCUUGUUCUUCGAGUGGCUUGGCAGCCUGCAGCAGGCGCCGCUGCCCCAGCAGAUCAGGAAGCACGACUCAGAUCUCCAGUCGCUGCUGUACGAGAACUUGCUUGUCUGCGACCCCCGGAGGAGGAAAAGCCUGGCGGAGAGUCUCAGCCACCCCUUUGUGGCGGCCCAGCCCGGGCUGAGCAGAUGCGCAGCGGUGCCCCUCGCUGAGCUUACUUCUUCCCAGGGGGUUGCGCGGCACCGCCGCAGCCGUGUGGAGGACAAGUCCACGAGGUACAUCUUGAAGGGGGUCCUUUGGAAGCUGAACAACGAUGGAGAUCCGAAGGACGCCUCUCACUGGCGGCAGCGCGAUAUAUGGGUCUCCAGCGGUGGCGCGCUGUGCUACUUUAGUCUGAAAGACAAGAAGCGCUUAAGGCUAAUGGAUGCGCCAGUGCUCCACGAGGCGACCGUGACCAGGUUCGAGGGAUGCGCCAUAGAGCACGCCUUUCAGGUGUGCUCGCCCCACCAGAGCUUGUACUUUGCGCCCGAGUCAGAAGAAAUGCGAGCCAAGUGGAUGGAGGUCUUGGGUCAAAUGAAUAGCGACGUGAUACAGACGGUGCGCUUCGGCGACACAUUGGCCACAGAUCUGAGGCGGUACCGGCUGAAGGUGCGCAACCGCAGGAAGGCCCUGGACGAGAAGAUGAUUUCCGCUGGGUGCUACAAGCCCAGGUUCACAGGCUUCCUCUGGAAGCUCAAGACGGACGGGGACGUCGACGUCGAGGGUGACUGGAUCAAGCGGGAGAUGUGGCUGUCGGAGAAUGGCAGCCUGGUGUACCUGAGCGCCAAGGAGGACCGGGAGCUGGUCUACUACACGGCCGCCGACGUUGCGCUCGCGACGGCGAUCGCCGUGUCGGCGACGCCCUCUGCCUGCCCGCCCGAGUCCUGGCGCUUCCAGGUGCGGCUGGCGCCCUGCGGGGACCUGGACCUGCAGCCCGGAGAGUUCGCGGCGGAGACCGAGGAGCGCCGAGAGGCGUGGCUGGAGGAGUUCGGUCGUUGCCGCUGCUGA
Molecule: messenger RNA, 2924 nt
Organism: Prorocentrum cordatum
Lineage: Eukaryota; Dinophyceae; Prorocentrales; Prorocentraceae
Source: the annotation of a GenBank genome assembly